This is a messenger RNA of Stylophora pistillata, 6024 nucleotides long. RefSeq lists its product as uncharacterized. Lineage: Eukaryota; Metazoa; Cnidaria; Anthozoa; Scleractinia; Pocilloporidae. The record is from RefSeq and is a predicted model, not a curated record.
UUGAAUAAGUAAUAUUGAAAACCACUUGCUCCGGUGUGUAACCUUCCUAUUUCACUUUCAUCAACUCUCAUGCCGCCAGUAUGCCCAUCACAGCAAUAAUCCUGCUCUUUAUCGCGCUUAAUUGUCGUUUAACCAUAGCCGAGGAUGGAGCUAUGUGCAGAAUGAAGACGACGAACAACAAAUGCUGUGUUUUUCCUUUCACGUAUAGAGGAAAAACUUACGACUCAUGUGUCUCAAUCAGGGCUAACUCCAAGUGGUGCUCUCUGUCGCCCAGCUAUGAUAAAGAUAGAAAAUAUGGAUACUGUAAAGGGCUAGAAGGUAAGAUUACUGGAGAUGAUCAAGCUUGGAUUUACGCAAAUGGAAGAUAUCUAGGGACUGAUAAUGGCCGUUGGAACGUUCCACAGAGCUUCUUUUUCCGGGAAGAUCUUGAGGUGGUUGCCAUUUAUGUGAAAAACAGAGGGGGCUCGUCAGGGCUCAUCGCUUCGUUUGCAAAUGGCAUUGUUACCGACAACGAGUGGAAAUGCACCACCCAUGCCAUACGAAGCUGGCAAACCACAGCAUUUGAUGACAGCAACUGGCCUGCUGCAACGAUUCACGCUGGAAACAAUGGCGGUGCAAGAGUGAACGCAAUAGCGUCAGGCGCUAAAUGGAUUGGUCCAAGUAACAGAAAUGCCCGCAGCUUUUAUUGUAGAAGACGUAUCACGUACUUUGGAGAAAAACCAAUGUUUGGCGGAAGUUGUGAUAAGCCCCUUGGUCUGCAAAGCGGAUGGAUAACGAACAGUCAAAUAAAGGCUUCAUCUGCAUUGGAUGCCCAAAGAUAUGCCGCAUGGAGAGCAAGGUUGUAUAUGCCGAGACAAUACAGCUUCGUGGGAGCGUGGAGUGCCAGGACAAACAACUUUUAUCAGUGGAUGGAGGUAUCAUUCCAUAGUCCAGUCCAAAUUACAGGGAUUGCCACACAGGGAAGAGCUGACUAUAAUCACUGGGUUAAAAGUUACACCUUAUCCUACAGUGAAGAUGGCAAAAAGUACUCAGUUUAUAGAUUCGGAGGGCGUCCAAAGGUAUUUGGUGGAAAUACAGACCGAAAUUCUGUUGUUAAACACACCAUUUCACCUAGCAUUGAAGGUCGCUUUCUGCGACUUCAUCCCAGAUCAUGGAAUGGGCACAUAUCAUUAAGAAUGGAGCUCUAUGGGUGUAUAAAGGUUUGCAAGGUUGAUAUUGGUAUUUUGAUGGAUGAAUCUGGUAGCGUCAAGGCACCUGAGUUUGAGCGGGAGAAGAACUUUGUCAAAAGUCUGGCUGGUCACUUUCAAGUCGGCCCUAGAGCCACUCAGUUUGGUGUCAUCACCUUCAGCACCCAUGCACAACUUGAUAUCAUGCUUAAUAAGUACAGCUCUGUUUCAUCCUUUCAGAGUGGAGUCAAUAACAUAAAAUAUCAAGGUGGAUGGACAUACACUGGAAAAGCCUUAAAACUUGCUUACUCUCAACUGUUCACUUCUUCCAAAGGUGCACGGGGAAAUGUUGCAAGGGUAUUAGUGAUCAUCACAGACGGCCAGAGUACGGGAGGAAUGGCCACUAUAAGAGAUCCAAUCAAGAAACUUAAGGACGACUCAGUGAACAUCAUCUCUAUCGGUGUGGGACGUGGAACAAAUGCAAACGAACUGAAGUUUAUGGCGUCGUCUCCUUCUUCUACACACGUGUUCUCCGUUCAGAACAUGGAACAGUUGAGAAAUCUGAUCGGCUCCAUUACAUCGUCAUCAUGUUCAACGUAUAAUUGUCGUUACGUGACCUGUGAUUACAGACAGUGGAGUGCAUGGUCUGCUAGUUGUGGUGUCGCCAUGCGACGCACCCGAACAUUAAGCAAAGUCAAUGAACAUUACAUCAAGAGACAGGGAGGUUGCUCAGGGCUGAAAGUCACGUGCGAUAGACAACUGGCUGAACAAAAGACUACCAACUGUCCUUGCGUUACUGUGACAUGUUCUUGGAAUUCAUGGGGCAGCUGGUCGUCCACCUGUGGUAGAAUGACGCGACAGCGUUCCAGCAAAGUCACGCAAUCCAUCAUUAACCGACCCAGCUGCAAAGGUGUGCAGACAUCAUGCCCCAAACCCGAAGUCCAUUCCCUAUAUGUUUCCUGUUGUAAGGGAGAAGUGGGCAUCUUAAUGGACGAAUCAGGAAGCAUCAGUGACAAUGAUUUUACCAAAGAAAAAGACUUCAUUGUAGAUCUGGCAAAUGGCUUUACCAACUUUGGUCCAAACGGAUUGCAGAUGGGUGUCAUCUCUUACAGCACGGACGCUUAUCUUGAUAUUAAACUCAAUCAGUUCUCCAACAAGAUGCAAUUUAUAAAAGCUGUGCGACAAAUCGAGCAAUUCAAGGGCUGGACAUUCACGAACAAAGGUCUGGUUGUUGCCAAAAACCAGCUUUUCCAACUCUCGAACGGUGCAAGGCCUGGCGUGACUAAGAUAUUAAUCGUAUUGACCGAUGGUGCCAGCACAAGUGGAGCUGGAUCGCUUAAAGUUCCUCUCCAAAAUCUCAAAGAAAGUUACGUUAAUAUAUUCGCCAUUGGAAUUGGACAGAACAUUAAUAAACAGGAACUAGAGCUGAUGGCCACUGGUCCGGUCAACGAGCAUGUAUUUUAUGUGGCUGAUAUGCAAGAACUACACACUCUGUUGACGGCACUUGGUGAAUCAGCCUGCAAAAAAUACAAGUGUGAGUACGUGAAAUGGGACUACAGCGUGUGGAGCACGUGGUCCACCACGUGUGGCAAAGGAAUGACCAGGAAGAGAACGCUGACAAAAGUGACCAAGCAUAUCACUGAACAACAGGGAGGGUGCUCUGGUCUUCCAACAACUUGCAAUAGGCAGAAAGUGGAAACUAAGGAUAGCAUAUGUCCAUGUAAAUACGUGACGUGCUCUUGGAAUUCAUGGGGAAGCUGGUCUGGUAGUUGCGGUCGUAUUACUCGACAGCGUACCAGUAAAGUAACGCAACACGUAGUCAACAGACCAAACUGUAAUGGCUUACAGACAUCGUGCCCAGCCCCUCAGACAGAGUCCACGUUCAUGUCAUGCUGUAAAGUCGAACUGGGAGUUCUCAUGGAUGAGUCUGGUAGUAUAUCACCCGGUGAUUUCAUUCGAGAAAAAGAUUUCAUAGCUGCUUUGGCAAAUGGUUUCUCUAAUUUCGGUCCGAACGGGAUUCAAAUGGGAGUUAUAAAAUUUUCUACCCGUGCGAACGUUGAGAUCAAACUGAAACAGCAUGAAACGAAAGCAUCUUUUAUGGCAGCUGCAGGAAAAAUCCGUCAGGAAGGUGGUUGGACCUAUACUGGUAAAGCACUAACCCUAGCUAAGGCAGACCUGUUUAAGAGUUCAAAUGGAGCAAGACCAGGAGUAACAAAGAUGUUACUGGUGAUCACAGAUGGAGCUAGCACUGGUGGUAUUAAAUCUCUCAGAACUCCAGUCAAGGAUCUCGUAGACCUGAGAGUGAACAUAUUCUCAGUGGGAGUUGGAAACAAUCUGAUUAAGAGCGAACUGGAGUUUAUGGCAUCAGAGCCUAAGAAUUCUCAUGUGUUUUAUGUUCGCAAUAUGGCGGAGUUGCCUAACUUACUUCAUACCUUGGCACAGUCGUCUUGUCAAGCCUUCAAGUGUAAAUAUGUGACUUGUGACUACAGCGCUUGGUCUGAAUGGUCUAUCUCGUGUGGUAAGGGAAUGAAAAGAAGGAAAACAUUGACCAAAGUAAACGAACACGUUAUAGAGCAGCAGGGAGGAUGCUCUGGUCUAACAACAACCUGUGAAAAGGAGAAAGUAGAAACUAAGGACAUGGAUUGUCAGUGUAGGUACGUCACGUGUUCGUGGAAUCCUUGGACCGAGUGGUCUGCCACUUGCGGUGUCAGUAUCAGAACGAGGAUACCCAUAGUAACGCAGCACGUGAUAAACAAGACAUCCUGUGAAGGACUGCAGAAAUCAUGUCCAAGAGCCGAACGUGAAAAGAGAAUAACUAAAUGUCCUUGCAAGUCGGUCAAAUGUACUUGGAAACCAUGGACUGAUUGGUCAGCGACUUGUGGGUUGGCUGAGAGAACACGGUCCAUCCAGACCGCUGAAAUUAUAGUCUCUCGGAAUAACUGCUCUGGUCUUCCACAGGCUUGCAACGAACUGCCUGAAAAAGAAACGAGAAAGACCAUGUGUACGUGUCAGACAGUACAGUGUGACUGGAGCAAGUGGAGUGAGUGGUCGGCCAGUUGUGGUGUUGCUAAGCGUACAAGAACAAUUCAAACAUCGCAGAUAACAGUGCAAAAAGAGAGGUGUGAUGGUUUGCCACAGUCUUGUCCCCAGCCCCCAGAGAGUGAGCACAGGACAAAGGAUUGCGCAUGUCGCACCGUCACUUGUGAUUGGGAUGAGUGGUCCUCCUGGUCUACAAGCUGUGGUAACGGAACGCGCACACGUGAUAUCAACGAGACUGUAAUCACAGUCAACAAGCCCAGCUGUGAUGAUCUCCCACAGAAGUGCACUGAGAAACCUCAGACCGUUUCACGUGAAGUGAAAUGCACCUGCCCUACAGUGAACUGCGAGUGGAAUCUAUGGAGUCAGUGGUCUGCUACAUGUGGAGCAGCCACUCGGUCAAGAUCAAUUAAAACUAUAAAGACCACAGUACAAAAGUUGAAGUGUGAAGGUCUGCCUCAGUCCUGUCCCCAGCCUCCACAAACAGAACAACAAACAACAAACUGUAAAUGUAAAACAGUCAACUGUGAAUGGGCUUUGUGGUCUUCAUGGUCCACGACAUGUGGAGUUGGAACAAGGACAAGAAAUAUUGAAGAAACUGCAGUAGAAGUGUUUAGGCCUGAUUGUAGCGGUCUUCCUCAGACUUGUCCUGAGCCACCAGAGUCUGAAGCUCGUGAGCUAAAAUGUAAUUGCCCAUCAGUGAAAUGUGAAUGGAAGCAGUGGAGUACUUGGUCAGCAACAUGCGGCUUAGCCUCAAGGACAAGGACUAUAGAGACUAUCAAGACCACCGUACAAAAGUUAAAGUGUGAAGGUCUGCCUCAGUCCUGCCCACAGCCUCCACAAACAGAGCAACAAACAACAAACUGUAAAUGUAAAACAGUAAACUGUGAAUGGGCUCUGUGGUCUUCAUGGUCCACUACUUGCGGUGAAGGAACAAGAACAAGAUCUAUUGAAGAGACGGCGAUAGAGGUGUUCAAGCCUGAUUGCAGCGGUCUUCCACAAACCUGUCCACAACCGCCAGAAAACGAAGCACGAGAAAUUAAAUGUAAUUGUAGUACUGUCAACUGUAAACGUGGCGAGUGGGAGGCUUGGUCUGCAACGUGUGGAUUUGCAACACGAAAGAGAUCCAUUACUACCGAACAGAUUGUAGUGCAACAGAAAAACUGCGAUGGUCUGCCUGAAUCGUGUCCGAGCGGACCUGAGACUGAAACUAGAAAGACCAUGUGCACGUGCCAGUCAGUAACAUGCACGUGGGGAAGUUGGGGCCAGUGGUCUGGAGAAUGCGGCUUAGUGAACAGAACACGACAUAUUGUGGAAACACAAACAACUGUUCAAGCAGAGUCUUGCGAUGUCGUUCCUACCAAAUGCACUCAGCUGCCAGAAACUGAGAACAACAAACUCCCAGACUGUGAAUUGUGCUACACGGUGGAAUGCAGUUACAACCCCUGGAGUUCUUGGUCAGCAUCUUGUGGCAGUGCGUACAGGCGCCGCCUACAGGUGAUCGAAGAAAUCGAAAUUUUCAAGCCGAGCUGCGACGGACUACCUUUGGAGUGCUUUGGUGACGAAAUUCAGGAGGAGACAAGAAAUACUCCGUUAUGUCCAACUACUAAACCUCCUCCAACACCAACAACCUGAUUAAAAAAGAUGCUGAGCUUACACGGCAGGACCAAGAAGGGGGAAUUCUGGGGAUUAUAAUACAAUUGGGAGUUAAAACAUUUCUUACGAAGGUUCGAUAUUUCGCGACAAUUUGUUUUUGGAUUCCAUCUGAUAGACUUCUUGUCGUGAUAAAACGAUAACAAUAAAGAUUAAGUAAAGAAAAUAA